AUGCCCGACGUAGGGGUAGCAAGUAGCAGGGCUGUUCCGCACGAAGACAUCAAGCGGCCUAAUCUCUCGGUCGGGGAAGUGGGAGCAGCAGCAGUAGGGGGAGUGGAGAACUCGAGCAGCGACGAUGUCACGGUGGGCAAGCAAGAAAGAGUACGAGGGUGGAGAGGGGUGCUGAGUUUUCUGGAAAAGAAAGGAGAUGUUGAGCUACGAGGAUGUACGCCUGUGCCGUAUGAGGAACGUCUAGAGACGCAGUAUUCAAAGAUCUUCACGCUUUGGUUUUGCAUGAGUUGCAACCCCCUGCCUGUGACUUUCGGCAUGGUGGGCACCAUGUCCUUUGCAUUGAGUCUGCGGGACGCGGCACUGGUUAUCCUUUUCUUCACGCUUGCGAGCACUGUGCCGGUGGCAUACAUGUGUACGUGGGGACCGAAGACGGGUAUGCGACAGCUUGUCCAGGCGAGGUUUUCCUUUGGCAAGUACUUUGUUUCUCUCCUGAUAUUGCUCAAUCUUGCUACUCUGACGGGAUUCUGCGUCGUCGAUAGUGUCAUUGGUGGUAUGGCAUUGUCGGCAGUACAAGAUGGAGCAACCAUCAACGCAACCGUUGGUAUUGUCAUCAUCGCCGUGUUGUCGCUGGUCAUAUCCUUCUGCGGUUUCGGAGUACUGCAUCACUACGAACGGUGGGCGUGGAUCCCAGCAUUGGCGGCACUCAUCAUUGCUGCAGGAUGUGGGGGUAAGAGUCUCAGCCACCAGGUUCCAGCACCUGCUGCUACAGCAUCGCAAGUUCUCUCAUUCGGUGGUCUAGUGGCAAGCUUCAUGCUGCCAUGGGCUGCACUCGCGAGUGACUUCUCGACGUACAUGCAUCCCAAGGCUCCUCCGCUGCGGAUCGCACUCUACACCUACACGGGCCUCGCUCUCCCAACAAUCCUCUUGAUGACAUUGGGUGCAGCCAUGGGCGGCGCUACACCAAACAUGGCGUCAUGGCAGGCUGGGUACGAUGUCAACGCAGCGAGUGGUGUCCUGGCAGCCAUGCUUCACCCUGCAGGCGGCUUUGGUCGCUUCGUCACGGUUGUGCUGGCAUUCAGCAUGUUGGGCAACCUGUCCGCAACAAUGUACAGCGUAACACUAAACCUGCAGAUGCUGCUUCCCUGGCUGUUCCGCAUCCCGCGCAUCUUCUUCAGCAUCGUCAUCACUGGAAUCGUGAUUGGCGUGGCUGUCGAGGCAUCAAAGAGCUUUUUCCUCAACCUCGAGAACUUUAUCGGAGUCAUCGGGUACUGGAGUGCUGCCUUUAUUGGUGUCGCUUUGACUGAACACGUGCUGUUCCGAGGGAGCAGCCUCGUGGCUUACACCGAGGAUGAAGAGGCGUGGGACGAGCCGAGCAAGCUCCCGCCCGGGGUUGCGGCAAUGGGCGCGUUCCUUGUAUCCUUUGCUCUCAUCAUCCCGUGUAUGGGACAGAUCUGGUGGACGGGGCCCAUUGCGGAGACUACGGGCGACAUCGGGUUGGAGGUAGCGGUGGUGCUGUCGGCGGUGCUCUACAUACCAUUUAGGGUGGUAGAGAGGAGGAUAUGUGGGAGAUGA
This is a messenger RNA of Alternaria alternata, 1572 nucleotides long. Its product is annotated as purine-cytosine permease FCY21. Gene Ontology annotation, cellular component: plasma membrane. Gene Ontology annotation, molecular function: transmembrane transporter activity. The record is from RefSeq and is a predicted model, not a curated record. Gene Ontology annotation, biological process: transmembrane transport. The transcript is spliced from 2 exons. Bases 1 to 1572 code for a protein of 523 amino acids. Lineage: Eukaryota; Fungi; Ascomycota; Dothideomycetes; Pleosporales; Pleosporaceae.